This is a messenger RNA of Anopheles merus, 2594 nucleotides long. RefSeq names its product putative gustatory receptor 2a. The transcript is spliced from 3 exons. Gene Ontology annotation, cellular component: neuronal cell body; axon; dendrite. The record is from RefSeq and is a predicted model, not a curated record. The coding region runs from base 1141 to 2430 and encodes 429 amino acids. Gene Ontology annotation, biological process: sensory perception of taste. Lineage: Eukaryota; Metazoa; Arthropoda; Insecta; Diptera; Culicidae.
AUACUCACAAACGUAAGACUCCCCCUAUUAUACCUGAUGCAAAAUAGGCACGAAAUUAUAAAUGGGAAAAUGGUACUUUCCCUCCUUAAAAAAAACAAUAUAAAAAAGAUCCUACCUGAUUCUCACGCGUGCAAGAUUUCUCGUUCGAAACGUUCCAACACCAGCCAGCCAGGUGUUCGUAGUCGUUUAGUGGUAUUGUGUGGAACUAUUAGUCGUUAUAUACUAUCGUUGCUCGAUACUUGUAAAAGGAAGGGUAGGCAAAAGCGCUAAGAGCACAUCUCUAUGAUUAAUGCAGCUAAACAUCUGCACACGAUAAACAGUAUACAGGGUUAAAACAGAUGAAGAAAAGUAUAUAAAAACAGACGCAAAAAAAGAAACGUUUAAAACAAUACACAUUAACGCACGAUCCGUUGAUCGGUAGUGUUUUGUAGGAUAGUGGUACAGGUAGGUGGGUUGUUGGUGCGACACUGCGGCCUUUCGCCCUAAUCGGGCACGUUGCCUGCUUGCUGCGCACGUGUACCACAGGCCGCGUUAGCGAGAACUGAUAUAAGCAUAGUUUAUUUUUCUAAUAGGAAGUAGCGAAAGCCAGAGUCCAGAUUUUAAUGCGGCACGCGUGCAAUUGAGAUAAUGUUAUAGUAAAAAGUAAUGUGUGUGUUAAAGUCAGAACCGAAAGUGAGUGGUCAGUGUUUGUGUAGGUUUGUGUAGGAUAUAUCCACACAUCUGACUGUCGUGUUUAGCGUCUUUCUCUUGCGUCCCGAAAGCGUGGACAGCGUGAGCUAGGGUCGUUUGCAAUCGUUAACUAAAUGAGAGAGAGAGAGAGAAGGGGAGAAAUCGUUCCACCCAGCACUAGGAUGGGUGCAUUUUAGCUCGAAAAUUAAACAAGAACAAUUCAACGUGCGUCUUUUGUGUGCCGAAUGCCGAAUGGAAUCGAUUAAAUCCGAAAGGUUCGAUGAUUUAUUUAUGCCGUUUAAUGCAUCCAAUUCACUUACCACUUGCUCCAGUUCCCACCAUUUAGAUGGUUAAGCAAUCUUUACCGGCUGUGAGCGCCACUACUGUCCGGUAUAAAAGGAUGUCGAAGCUACCGGAACCCCUUACAAGUGGCGUGACGAAUCAAAGUGCUGCACAGUGGAAAACAGUGGCAUGAAGAACAAAGUGUCCCUCGACUCUAUUAUCUCGAUCAUCGAGAUGAACGUCAAGUUCUACCGGCUGCUCGGUUUGGCACCGUUCGAGCUGAACACGUGCCGCGUUCGGCUGUCGAAACCGUUCUGCUGCGCGGUGGGCGGUUUCGUGACGCUCUACUGGACCGCCAUGGUGUCGUCGAUCGCGACCAGCAACCACGCGAACGAUCGCAUCUCGCGCAUCUCCAACUACUUUCAGCUCAUCACGAACGCGAUCAUGCUGACGGCGAUCCUGCUGAUGCCCGCCUUCCGGUUGCGCAACUUUGCCGAGGUGACGCGCGCGUUGCGCAAACUCGAGCAGGAUCUGCAGCAGGACGCGAUCCCGAGCAACUGCCGGCAGAUGGCACGGUGGAACAUUGGCAUCGUGGUCGGUACGGUGACGGUGCUGCUGCUGGCGACCGCCUUUGACUGCUACGUGACCGUUUUCCGGGGGUUUAUCCGGGUGGACUACUGGAUCAUUACGAUACUGCCGCAGUUUGUGAAUGUGAUUGCGGUGACGCAGGUCGUGCUGCUGCUGCUGUACAUUAAUGCGCGCUUUCGGAAGCUUAAUCAGCUGCUCGAGGAGGAACAGCACCCGGUGGCGGGCAGGAAGCGGUUAGAGCGGUCGAGCCGGCUGACCGGAAACCUGCCGGCGAAUGAUCCGAAGAAGAUCAGCCUGCACGUGAUCGAGGUGCACGGGUGUGGCAUUGAUGCGGCGAACCUGAAGCAUCUGCAGCUGCCGAAGGUGCUGUACCGGUAUAAUGAUCUGUACGACAUCUGCAAGCUGCUCGAUCGGUACUUUGGGCUGCUGUUUCUGCUGACCUUUACGUCGAUCUUCAUCGUGACGACGAUCCAGCUGUACUACAGCUACACGAUACUGUACUGGUUUACGGGCGAGAACGGGUUUACGAUCUGGUCGCUGAUGGUGUGCCUGAAUACGAUCUCGAUCAAUCUCGGCGUGCUGCUGACAAUCGUGCUGCUGUGCGAGAAGAUUUCGAACAAGACGAAGCACGCGAACGAUCUGCUGGCGGACCUGCAGCUGCGUGGCUCGCGGUACAUGUCGUCGGAGGAAGUCAUCAAACUGACGGUUCCGUUCCAAGCGCCCAACAAGGUGUUCAAGUUCUCAGCGAUGGGCUUUUUCCAGAUCGAUUGCAACAUGCUGUGUGGGAUGAUUGGAGCAAUCACGACCUAUUUGGUAAUUUACAUCCAGUUCUACAUCCUGUAUGCGGAUGAGGUGAAGAAGUCAUCGUUCGUGUCCCGAUUCCAGAUUUGAAGCAAACGGUGCAACAGUUUGUGUAGCUUGUCUCAUUUGGUACUGCAUCUUUGGCCACGCUUUUUCUUCUGCUGCAUGGCUUUUCGUCUUGUUGAUGUUUAUCUUUUUUAAAAAUACAACUUUUCCUUCUUGUGACUGUGUUUUGUUGUUGAUAAAUGUGCUGA